This is a messenger RNA of Vanessa tameamea, 1920 nucleotides long. RefSeq names its product T-cell immunomodulatory protein. The coding region runs from base 57 to 1826 and encodes 589 amino acids. Gene Ontology annotation, cellular component: plasma membrane. The record is from RefSeq and is a predicted model, not a curated record. The transcript has 2 exons. NCBI's taxonomy places the organism in Eukaryota, Metazoa, Arthropoda, Insecta, Lepidoptera, Nymphalidae.
AGUUUAAAGUCUUAGAAACUUUAAUCUAAACGUAGGCCUUAUGUUUUGUAAGCAAAAUGUUUAUUUAUAUUUAUUUGGUUUUGUCAAAUGUGGUUUUCGUCCAUUCCUUAGUUGUAAGUGAUAUGACAGCAAGUUCUUUUGGAAAUAAGAAUGAGGGACUAAUUGCUGCAUUUGGAGAUUUUAAUUCAGAUGAAUUGACUGAUGCUUUCAUCAUAAAUGGUUCUAGUGUAGAAGUAUUUUUAGCUCACGACAAAGAACCGUUUCUUCGACCUUCAGUUUAUACAUGCAGCUUUAGCAAUUUGAAUAUUACAAGUAUUGUACCGGGAGACUAUGAUGGAGAUGCCUAUAUGGAUAUACUUUUAACAACUCAAAUUCAAAAUGUGAGUUCCAAUAUACAUGAAGUAAGAAUUUUAUGGGGUGGAAUGCCUAAUUUAAACUGUUCAGAUGCUCUACUAAUAAAAGCAAUAACAAUUGGCCAUCCAUUAGUAUUAGACUAUAACAGAGAUAUGAUUUUGGAUAUCUUUGGUAUUAAUGUUCAAAAUCAGAGAGUGUUUUGGGUAUUUGAUAACACAAGAUCUACCCCCCAAGAAAUAAUGAUGACUGAGUCAAGUUCAAAGAAAAUAAAAUUGCCACACUCUCAUUCGUUCUUAGAUGUUAAUGACGAUAAUGCUGCAGAUCUCUUAGUGACAACUGCAUUAGAUAUUGAAAUUUGGUUAAAUGAGGUACCUUAUGGAUUUCGUUAUAGUAACAGUAUUGAUUUAUUGAUUGGCCACCCUACUAUAUAUGGACAAGCUUUGUUUAUUGAUGUUGCACUUUCAGGAAAUUUCUUUUUAGUGAUACCAGUUUGCUAUGACCUGGAAUGUAUAAAUAGUACAAUAUUAAUCUAUGACAAUGAAGAAUGGAAUGAUUUGCACAUUGAUUUUAAUGAUGGAAAAGGAUCUUUGUGGAGAUUUGUGCCCCCAAGAGAUGAAAUUUACUUGGAUACAAUCACAAUGCGCAGUGGAGACUAUAACAUGGAUGGAUAUCCCGACAUUGUCAUGACCCUUAGCCCAGUUAAUGACAAAGACACUAGAGCCUUUCUUCUUCAUAAUGUGCCAUGUAAUUUCCCGGGAUGUAAAUUUCAUAGGACCUUUGAAGUUCAGUGGGAAAAAUUUACUUCCUUUGGUCAUAAUGUUGUUUUGGCUACAUUCUAUGAUUUUUAUAUGGAUGGUGUUCUAGAUGUUAUUUACAUACAGAAAAAUGUAACAAAUUCAACACAAAAGUAUAUAAUGAAGGCCUUCAGGAAUGAAUUAGAAUAUGACACAAAUUUCAUUAAAGUUAUUGUUGUAACUGGUUUAAGUAAUGAGAAAAUACCCACUAUUAAUGGAACUCUGUAUAACAGGAAAGUGACAUUUGGAACUAAUUUACCUGGUCCAAAAAUUGGUUAUAAUACCUGGUCACAAGAAGGCACUUACAGAACAGGAGUAUGUGCACAAUUACCACAGUCAGCAUACUUUGCUUUACAACUUCCAUAUUCAAUAUUUGGACUUGAUCGAACUCCAAAUUUUGUUGAUACACUAACUGUUGGUCUCUCAGGGCACUCUAAAAGCUGGACACAGAUUAUUCCAAAUUCUCAAAUUGUUUUAAUUCCUGCUCCACCAAAUGAUCCUUCACAAUGGAGAGCACAAUUGUUUGUCACACCAAGUAAAGUUAUUCUCAAAAGUGUGUUUGUUUUAACUGCCAUAAUUAUUAUCAUAACUGGCUGUGUACUUUACCUACAUUGGAAGGAAAGAAAUGACAGACAAGACAUCAUUGAAAUUGAUGAGAAGACUUAUGUUAAAAUAUAAUUUGUAUGUAAAUUUAUAGUGUAGGAAUUUUAAAAUUAUGUAAAAAUCAAUUGUUAUUCAAAUUAUAUUUAUUAUUUUAAAGAAUCUUGUUAUA